Molecule: messenger RNA, 276 nt
Organism: Opisthorchis viverrini
Lineage: Eukaryota; Metazoa; Platyhelminthes; Trematoda; Opisthorchiida; Opisthorchiidae
Exons: 2
Coding region: 85-276 (63 amino acids)
Source: RefSeq, a predicted model, not a curated record
ACGCUCCUCUCGACCCAUGUUCCUAACGCGGAGCCGACGUGUGCCGACCUGCCCACCUUAAGUGUUUUCUGUGCUGUCGGCAUUAUGACGAGGAUGGUUGCUCAUGCCCACUCCACCGCCAAAGAGACAGCGCCAGCCCCGUAUCCUUCACCUGUGAAGGAGUGGUUUUCCGUCAACUUAACGUUCUACUUGAAACCGAAUUGCACGAAAUUAGCGAAAUACACUCAUUUGCAAACUAAUUCGAUUUUGCGAGGGACUCAACUGGAACCCAGCUGA